This is a messenger RNA of Purpureocillium lilacinum, 1572 nucleotides long. Its product is annotated as L-aspartate decarboxylase dtxS4. The record is from RefSeq and is a predicted model, not a curated record. NCBI's taxonomy places the organism in Eukaryota, Fungi, Ascomycota, Sordariomycetes, Hypocreales, Ophiocordycipitaceae. Gene Ontology annotation, molecular function: pyridoxal phosphate binding; carboxy-lyase activity. Gene Ontology annotation, cellular component: cytoplasm. Gene Ontology annotation, biological process: carboxylic acid metabolic process.
AUGCCUGCCUCUGAUCACGAGCAUGAAGCCGAGGCACUUCACGGCUUUUCCAACGGCAAUGGCCACCCAAAGGGCAAGUCUUCUCUGCAUCGCGCAGAGGAGAUGGAAGAUCUCUUCGAUGCCGUAAAAGCCCUCAUCAUUCCGUACAUCAAGGCCGCAGAUGACGCGGCCUCCGUCAAAGCGACCGGCCUCCCUGAGCGCGAUGUAAGCGGUCGGCCACGCACCACCCUCGUGGAACCGUAUUCGCCGCAGGAGCUGUCACAACGACUCGGGUUCUCGCUACCGGCUGAGGAGGGUCUGGGGAGGACGGGACUCGUCGAUAUGGUUCGGGAUGUGCUGCGGUACAGCGUCAACACCUGGGACCAGGGCUUCAUGGACAAGUUGACCGCCAGCACGAACCCCGUCGGGGUCGUAUCGGAGAUUCUCCUGGGGGUGCUCAACACCAACGUCCACGUCUAUCACGUCUCGCCCGCCCUCACCAUCAUAGAGAAGAGCACGGCCAAGGCACUGGCAUCAUACUUUGGCUUUGUCGGACCACAUGCAGGAGGAGUCACAUGCCAGGGAGGCAGCGCGUCCAACUUGACGUCUCUUGCAAUCGCUCGCAGCGCGCUGUACCCAGAGACGAAGCUGCAGGGUUCUGGGAGACAUCGGUUCGCCAUCUUUACCAGCGCUCACGGGCACUUCUCGGUCGAAAAGGCAGCCGUGACAUGCGGCAUGGGCGCCGAGAGUGUCGUGAGCGUGCCGGUCGACGGGCUGGGGCGCAUGAUGCCAUCGGCCCUGCGCUCCCUCGUCAUCGAAGCGCAGGCACGGGGCAUGACUCCUUUGUACGUCAACGCGACGGCUGGCACCACAGUCAUGGGCAUGUACGACCCGGUGCGCGCCAUCAGGGCCGUAUGCGACGAGUUUGGCAUGUGGCUGCACGUCGACGGCUCCUGGGGCGGCUCCGUCUGCUUCUCGCGCAAGCACCGACAUAAGCUCGACGGCUGCGAGCUGGCCGACUCGCUCACCAUCAACCCGCAAAAGAUGCUCAACGUGCCGAUGACGUGCUCGUUCCUCCUGACCAACGACCUGCGCCGGUUUCACGCCGCAAACUCCCUGCGCGCGGGCUAUCUCUUCCACGACCCGGAGAACGAUGAGGUCUGGGACCUUGCCGACCUGACGCUGCAGUGCGGAAGGCGCGCGGACAGCCUGAAACUCGCCUUGGCGUGGGUGUACUACGGGCCGUUGGGUUUUGAGAAGGGCGUCGACCACGCAUUCGACAUGGCGUACCGACUCACAGAACUCGUUGCCGCGUCGCCCGACUUCGAGCUCAUAUCAACAGACCCACCGUCGUGCCUUCAGGUGUGCUUCUACUACGCUCCUGGGGGCACGGUAUCAGAGUCAAAUGAAGAAAACACAAGGCGCACAAGGGCGAUGGUGGACAAGAUGCUCCUGCGGGGCUUCAUGUUUGACUUUGCGCCAGGGCCUAAGGGUCACUUCUUCAGAGUCGUUGUCAACUGCCAGACGCUUGCCGGCACCGUGGACGGAUUGUUCAAGGCUUUGGGGGAGGUCGGGAAAGAAGUCGUCGCGUGA